Molecule: messenger RNA, 2395 nt
Organism: Bolinopsis microptera
Lineage: Eukaryota; Metazoa; Ctenophora; Tentaculata; Lobata; Bolinopsidae
Exons: 8
Coding region: 11-1696 (561 amino acids)
Cellular component (GO): nucleus
Molecular function (GO): nucleic acid binding; exonuclease activity
Source: RefSeq, a predicted model, not a curated record
UUUAUAGAUUAUGAAAAAGAAAAGGAAGUUGAAGGAAAUUAUAGACGAAGAAAAAUCUAACAAAAAAUCCACUGUGGAUACCUCUGUCGAAGCUCCUAAAAUUAACGUUACUGAACAAGAAACUACUGCAAAAAUGUCUAGAAAGAAUAAAAGAAAAAAGAAGGGGUUGUCAAAAGGAGAUCUCAAUCGAGGAGCAUUAAAACCAAAGAAAAGUGCAGAAACUGCGGAAAAUCCUUUUGAGACCUGUGAUAUCAGUAUUCUAAAAAACUUUGGUGAUAUCAAGACUAAAGAUGUCCAAACUCUUAUCCUUCACUAUCUAGGUUGCACUAAGCACUGCCCAGAAUGGUGUUUGGUAACCAACAGAGGUGCCGGCCACAAUGUUUGUGUAGUUAUGCUUGAAGCCCUUUACCCUUUUGUGUACAAGACGAUGAGUUUGAACAUGCCAAAUUUCACAACCCUCUUUCCUAACGGGCCCAUUGAAAUACAAAAUCCUGGCAGUGAACUCUACGUUACACCAGCUGGGUCAGCUAUAUUGGAAAAAGAGCCCAAGAAAAGAGCAAACGAUUCCUCUUCUAAGAAUGGUCGAGAUGAACCAGCGCUACCUCCAGUGCAGGACUACAUCUUACUUCCUGAGUAUAUGUUAGCUCAUGAGUACCCUUCUGAGGAUACACUCAAUAAGGAACCUGGCUGGCGAAGGUUCACUGGCAACAUAACUGUGAAAGCAAAAGAGUACCCUCUGUACGCUAUUGAUUGUGAGAUGUGUAAAACAGCUGAGGGAUCAGAGGUUACGCAGAUAGCGAUUAUUGACGAGUGUUUCAACUGUCUCUACAAAACGUACAUCAAGCCAGCCAACCCUAUUAUAGACUACGUAACAGCCUACAGUGGAAUUACGGCAGAAAUAUUAAAAGAUGUGACCACUACCCUAGCAGAUGUGGUGAAACACAUGAACAAUAUCCUGCCUACACAAGCUAUUUUUGUGGGACAUUCUCUUGAAAACGAUUUGAGAGCUCUAAAAAUGUACCAUGACAAAGUAGUUGACACAGCUACGAUAUACAGCUCCGGCAAAGGGGGCAGUUUGAAACCUGGUCUGAGGUUUCUAGCAUUGAAGUAUUUGAGAGCAAAGAUUCAGGACUCAGCCAGUGGUCAUGAUCCUUGUGAGGAUGCCAUGACGUGUAUGAGACUUGUCAAACUCAAAGUUAAAAAGGGACCUAAAUUUGGAAUAUUAGCCAGUGGAAACGAAAAUUCUUUAUCAGUAUACUUGACGAAACAAAGCAAAACCGGUGUCUUCAUCGACAAACCAAUAGUAGCGCAGCAGCACUGUCGAGGACUUGCGCAUGCGCUUCCCGCUACUUCCGACGAACAGGGACUCGACACUCUCCUCCGCAGACUCUCCUCCAAGUCAGAGUUCUACUGGUUCCACAUGUACAAGUUGGAGCCCAUCUACCGGCAAUGCACCACCAUACACGAUAUGAUAAACAAUCCUCAGCUAUCUGAUGCCCUGAACUACAUUGACGAGAGUGUUCAGAAAAUCUACGCCGCGCUGCCAGCGGACACUCUGUUUGUAGUAUACAGUGGGUGUAGCGGAUACUGGAAGAAACCUGAGUUCAAUGGCAGUGAUGAAGCUAUGAAGAAACUGAUGGCUAAUAUCGUAGCUCAAGUUAGGAGAGGACUACUCUUCAUGAAAGUUAAAAACUAGUUGUAGUGAAGCAGUCCUCAAACAUUUUAUAUGCAAGUUAUAUCCGCAAUCUCUAAUAUACCACAAUUUUUAAUGAAAAUACCACAAUUUUUAAACGAAAAUUUUACAUCACUUUUGAUAGUGUUAACCUGGAUAUAUGAUUAACGUCAAAAUUGUUAUGAUGUACACUUUUAUCCUGGUUUCAGGUUUGCAAUGUUUGUGAACAUUGUCCUAUUAUCAUGCUAAUAGAAAUCAGAAUAAGAGAACUAUCUAGUUUUGUUGGUAUCUUCAAUCUGAAUGGUCAAUUUAUAAUGGGGUAUUUAUAAUUGCAUUUAUUAUGAUCCCGUUUAUACAAUAUGCUAUGAUCUACUUUCAUAUUUAAUUUGGUAUCUAUUCGGGAGUCCCUAUAAUAUACUGGUAUACUGGCGUCGACACCCUGCAAUUAAAGCUCUUAUUUUAAAAGGCAGUUUUUUUAAUGGUUUACUUUUAAAAUCUAAGUUUGUGAUAAAAAAGGUGCUGAUAAUCUGGUUAUUUUUUCAGACUGUGUGGAUUAUGUCAGAGCUGUAGAUUUACAGUUACUUUGAAGAUGGAAUCAUUCAAAUUAUACACAGACAUCACUGUUUUUUAGCUUUACUAGCUCACUUUUUGAAAAUGUUUGGUAUACUUAUAGAUGUCUUGAUAGGGACAGUAAUGAUUGUAGCUGGUUAUUUAAAAUUAGUA